This is a messenger RNA of Fragaria vesca subsp. vesca, 720 nucleotides long. RefSeq lists its product as uncharacterized. Lineage: Eukaryota; Viridiplantae; Streptophyta; Magnoliopsida; Rosales; Rosaceae. The transcript is spliced from 3 exons. The coding region runs from base 1 to 720 and encodes 239 amino acids. The record is from RefSeq and is a predicted model, not a curated record.
AUGAAUUUGCAAGUUGAGACAGGCAUUCAGCUUAUACAUGGUGUGCCAUUGGGAGAAAACCAUAUGCGUGUGACAGUUAUUCGGGCGAUUGAAGGUGAUGCCUUUGUACCGAUUCCAGUGAGAGAUGAGAUUUUGACUGUCGAUGAUGCAGUUGGGAGUUGUGUUGCCUGGCCUAAGGACUUGGUUGUUACCCUUGCAGCAAAGGCUGCUAUUGCAGCAACUCAUGUGAAGAAACCAAGGCGUGGUUAUGGCAGGAAAAAACCAGGUCUCCCCGAUGAGAAUGAUAAAGACCUGGAACAUUUGCCCCCAAAUCUGCCACAUGAUUUGAAGGACUUGUGCACUUGGGCGAACAAAUACCUUACGGGAGGGAAGACAAUCAAUACCAUAUUUGUCUGUGAGCUUUUUGGCCGUCCAAAGAAAGCAGCUAUCUUCAGAAGUGAUGUUUACAAAAUAGCCCAUUUAAAAGAAGUAUCGAACGGAGCCAUUCUGUUCUACAUGAGCUACUUGCACAGAGUGAUGAAGAAAAAUAAGAUGGAGGAUAUGUUUCAGUUUGUCGACUGUGAUCUUAUCAGUGCAAUUGGGAGUGGAAUUCCCACAGCGAGGUCUCACGAUCUCUCUGUUAUUUACAGCAAGGGCAAGCCUGGGCAGAUCUUUUUGAUUCCAUAUAACACUGGGUAUGUAAAUGUUUUAAGUAGAGCAUGUGGUUUGCAAAUGUUUUAA